Aspergillus udagawae is the source of this 501-nucleotide messenger RNA. RefSeq lists its product as uncharacterized. The transcript has 4 exons. Lineage: Eukaryota; Fungi; Ascomycota; Eurotiomycetes; Eurotiales; Aspergillaceae. The record is from RefSeq and is a predicted model, not a curated record. Bases 1 to 501 code for a protein of 166 amino acids.
AUGUCGGAAGGCGACGUGAAGAUCUCAAUGAUAUUAGUGAAUCGACGAAUCCCAGAGAUUGCGCUGGAAAGACAGAAGUUCAACGACGCAGAGCCUGCAAUGACACAGAAGCCUGAAAAGGUAGCUCCUGCUGCUGAGUCAUACAAGAAGUAUCUCGAACUAGGCCCAUCAAAAAUUGCUCUCCCUCCAUUCAAGGAGGAUAAGACGUCGUCUGGCUAUGAUUCCUUCUGUGCGGACCGGCGUCGUGAGUUAGCCCACAUCUUGCCUCCCGCCGCCAACGCAGGGGCGGAAGACUGGCGUUUCUAUCGCUCUCAGAAACUGUUGCGCUUGCUGCCUGGUGACAAGGGGUACGCCAGCUGGGGGGCCGCUCUACAGGUGUUCUUCGAAGGAAUCCUGACGGCUGUCAUUCGCGUUUACGGGGACGAAAAUGCUGGUCAGGAUGCUGCAGAUUGUCUCGGCGAAAUCAAGGACACGUUCCCUCUUAUUUUGGAGGAGAUUUGA